AUGUCCCAACCAACGCAGCUUUUGGUGCCGGAUAUAUACUUCAAUGGAAGUACCCGGUGCACAACCGAAAACUCGUUUCCCAACUGCCUCGUUACGGAUACGCCGACACCAGCCCACACGAACUAUGGUUCUGAGACAACGAUUGUUGAACACAUGAAGACGUCCCAGUUCCGCUACCCGAACAAGCCAAACAGCAAAACAGCCCACACUAUUCGUGCAUUCACUUCACCCGUCGCACUACAGUCAGAACUAAUACAACUUCCAAGAUACAUAAAACGCUUCACAACUUCGAAUGGAGUACAACACACGCCAGACAUCGACGUGAAUGGUAGCAAACCACUGUUCCCGGCUAAUGUCUACUAUUUUGGCAUCAUCCCGUCCGCGAACCAGUCGAUCGACUGUGAUUCCCGUGGGCGUUCAGACAAGCUUUGUAGCUCCUUAUCGAAAGCCGAGGUGGAAGAUAUUCGGGAGGUCUUUGAUCUGUUCGAUUUUUGGGAUGGUCGGGACGGAAUGAUUGAUGCAGUCAAAGUGGGUGACCUUCUUCGAUGCAGUGGUAUGAACCCAACCAUUGCGAUAUGCGUGAAACACGGUGCCACAAGAAAGCAGGGGGAGAAACAAUACAAAUUUGACGAAUUCCUUCCCUGUUAUGAAGCUAUUCUCAAGGAAAAUGAGGGUGGUACAUUUGCUGACUAUAUGGAAGCCUUCAAGACUUUUGAUCGUGAAGGUCAAGGAUUCAUCUCUGCGGCCGAAAUGCGGCAUGUGUUGACUGGAUAUGGUGAAUACUUGGAGGACAGCGACGUAGAUAAGAUAGUCAAAUUGAUUGAUCUCCACGAAGAUCUUGACGGCAAUAUCAAGUAUGAAGAGCUGAUAAAGAAAGUUAUGCAAGGUCCAUCAGCAAAAUAAACGUGCACCAAAGAUUCACCUCAGUUCUUCAUUAUUCUUACCCUUGACUCACAUUCGAAAAAAAAUUCACGGUUUUUUGUCCACCUUUCGAAACUAAAAAUGUUUUCUGGAGAUCGGUAAUCCUAAUACCAAACCCUGUGUAAUUGCGCCAUUGCAGGGUUUGUUGUGUGAAGUUUUCGAAACUUUUGCCUUCGGAAAAAACAUUUCUAUUAAACCUUCUUCGUACCUUUGUUUUGCUGCCUGCCCUGGCAAUCUGCAAAAUAAAGAAUGCCUUCAUACUGA
Opisthorchis viverrini is the source of this 1185-nucleotide messenger RNA. RefSeq lists its product as hypothetical. Gene Ontology annotation, molecular function: calcium ion binding. Lineage: Eukaryota; Metazoa; Platyhelminthes; Trematoda; Opisthorchiida; Opisthorchiidae. The coding region runs from base 1 to 903 and encodes 300 amino acids. The transcript has 9 exons. Gene Ontology annotation, cellular component: muscle myosin complex. The record is from RefSeq and is a predicted model, not a curated record.